Phytophthora infestans T30-4 is the source of this 3984-nucleotide messenger RNA. Its product is annotated as chromodomain protein, putative. NCBI's taxonomy places the organism in Eukaryota, Oomycota, Peronosporomycetes, Peronosporales, Peronosporaceae. Gene Ontology annotation, molecular function: nucleic acid binding. The transcript has 8 exons. The record is from RefSeq and is a predicted model, not a curated record. Gene Ontology annotation, biological process: DNA integration. Bases 1 to 3984 code for a protein of 1327 amino acids.
AUGGAGUUGGCUGACAAGCUGAACUAUCCCAGCUCGGGAUAUAAGCUUAAGGCGAUCACUGCAUUCAAGAUUUUCGUCUACCAUCGCGACCAUGCUCUUGGGGAUAGCGACGCUGUUAUUCCUAAGAUUAUCCGCGAAAACAAGCAUGUAAUCAACUUCCCUAAGACCAACAACAAGUGCGUCUUCCGCUAUAUCGCCUGGCAUACAUUCCAGAGCCCUAAGAAGGAUCCUCGCAGAAUUCAGGCUCAGGUGAAGGAGGUAUUCAAGCGCUACUGCUCUUUCAAGGGGGUGAAGUAUACGCUGAGUCUAUUUAGAAGUUUCAAGCCUAUUGACCUACUACAACUCGAUGAAGUUGAGGACUGCUUCCAACUCGGUAUUAACGUAUAUAGCAUGGAUGUAGCUUCCGGAAAUGUAGAAUGCAUUCGUAGAUCGGACAAGGGGUAUGAAGCUAUGGAUAUUUUAUCGUUCGAGAAUCAUGCUCUUUACAUCAAGAACUUUGACAUGCUUCAGGCUAAGUAUCAAUGCCCUAAGUGUGCAAUGGUUUUCGUCAGCGCUGAAAGAGUAAAAAAUCACAAAAAGAAUCAAUGUGAGCUCGUGAAUAUCGAAAGCUUCCCAGCUGAGCCAACUAUCUACAAACCAGCUCAGAACGUAAUACGAUCACUGCUUACGAAGUAUUUAAUCAAGAAUACUGACCAGUACAUCGAUCACUUCAUCGUUUAUGACUUUGAGGCCAUUCUUAAGCCUACCGCGACUCAACACGGGGAGAAUACUGUCUUCACGAACGAACACAUUCCUGUGUCGGUAUCAGUAGCUGAUAGUUUAACCGAGGGGGUGCGUUGCUUUGUAAAUGACGAUCCAAAGAUGCUACUUACGGAAAUGUUCAAUUACAUUGGUGAUGUAUCGGCUAAGAUUCAGCAGUACAAUGUCAAUAAAUAUAUGUCGCUUCUACAAAAAAUCAUCAAUGCACAUGGUCUGACAGGUAUGGAAGUCCCAGGCGCUAAUUCUGAUAAAAAGUACAAGAUGUCUGAUGUGGAGAGUUGGAUUGAAGAGGGAAAGUAUGCCAGCUUCUUUGACUUUCACCGCAGUCUUGGUUUUGGUAAGCAAAGGUCUGAUUAUGGGAAACUGAAACAGCAGCUUGACCAGGUACCAGUAUUCGGCUUCAAUUGUGGUCGAUAUGAUAUUUGGAUUAAGAAAGAUUUGUUUGCCGUAAUUGGUACCGACAACGUCAAAUCUGUCAUCAAGAACCCCAGCUACAUGUGCAUUGCUACAUCGGACAUGAAAAUGCUUGAUAUCACUAACUAUGUACCAGCUGGUACCAGCUACGACAAGUAUCUUACAACAUAUCUCGGUGGCUGCAAAUGCGAUGACAAAAUUAGAUGUGUCUGUGGUCUUGGUAAGGGUCUUUUCCCUUACGAGUACAUCACCGCGUUCAAUGUUCUAAAGCAGACUACUAUCCCGCCUAAGUCAGCUUUUGAUAGUAAGCUCCACCUACUGAUCUGGUACAAUAAUCUCGACGUAGUCCCUUUCACCAAAGCUAUCAAGGCUCAGCGAGAGCUAUUUAAGCGCUUCGAUCUGGAUAUGUUUGCGGAUGGAGUGUCCCUACCUGGUCUUUCAGAGAAGGUUAUGUAUCAGACCUGCUUCAAUAAUCUCCAAUAUCCGGAUAAGAAACCUGCUAACGCAUUCCGCUUUCCAGCGAAGCGCAUGGCUGGCUACAAGAGUCAGGAUGCUAAGGCAAAACGAAAAUUUGGUAUGACGCUCGAGCACGUGAAUACAUUGCUGCAAAAGCAAAAGUAUCUGUGUGGUCUAUGCUAUUGUCAGCUGACUGCUGAUACCGCUUCCGCUGAUAGAAUCAAUAACAAUCUUGGGCACACUGAUGGCAAUAUCUUGAUCAGCUGCAUUUCAUGCAACACCGCUCGAAAAGAUAUGUCUCUUCGGGGGUUCAGAUACAAGAAACUGCUUGAUUUUAACGCAGACAGAUUGCGAAACGAGACGAAGAUUCGUGGAGCUAAGAUCUGCAAGAAAAUUAUCGGAUACGACGCUAACGCUCUAUACCUAUGGGCCCUUGGUAAUGAGAUGCCAUGCGGUCGAUUGACUACGGUUGAAGCGUAUGAUGGUAUCAUCGAUGACAUCAAAGCAGACAAAGUAUUCGGCUUUCUUGAAUGUGAUAUUCGAACACCAGAAUACCUUAAACAGUACUUUGGUGAGAUGACUCCAAUUUUCAAGAAUGUACUGAUCGACUGUACGAAUGAGAGCGUCAUUGGUAAGCACAUGUUCGAACACAAUGAGGCGCGCAAGCAAAGCCGAGCAAAACCAGCUCGCAAGUUGAUUGGUAGCUACUUUGGUGAAAAGAUUCUCAUAUACGCACCUUUGCUGAAGUGGUAUCUCUCUCAUGGUUUGGAGAUCACCGAGACUUACAGCUUCAUAAAAGCGAGCUCCCAUAAAGAUUUUGCUCCAUUUAUGGAGGCUGUAUCAAACGCCCGGCGAGAGGGUGAUGUUGAUAAGUCUAAGGCUAUGAUUGCCGAGAUGAUGAAACUGGUAGGCAACAGUGCUUUUGGUCGAUCUGGCAUGGAUAUGAGCAAGCACAAAGAGGUUAAGUAUGAGUCGAGUGACAAAGCUAUUAAGAACAAGAUCGAACACUUUACGUUCCAUGGUCUCGAGGAGCUUAAUGAUGCGUGUGAGAUCACGAUGAAGAAGCGCCGACUCAAUAAUAAGAACCCAGUCCAUUUGUCGAUUGCUAUCUAUCAGCUUGCUAAGCUACGCAUGCUUCAGUUUUACUAUGACUGCAUAAAUUUCUACUUCGAUCGCUCUGACUUCCAGUAUCAGGAGAUGGACACUGAUUCGGCUUAUAUCGCUUUCAGCUGUGAUAAUCCAUUUCAAGACUGUAUUAAGCCUGAGCUACGAACCCACUUCAAGGAGCAUAAAUACGAUUGGUUCCCACGUGACUACAACACUGAGGUAGCUAAGUUUGAUCGCCGUACGCCUGGUUUGUUCAAAGAUGAAUGGUCAGGUGAUGCUAUGGUCUCACUAUCGAGUAAGAACUAUAUUUGCUACCUACCCGAUGAGACAUACAAAGUAAAGGUUUCAGCGAAGGGUAUUCAACAGGGAAGUGGUCGAAACAAUGGUGUUCUUAAUCCUGAUGGGUUUGAGACUGUCGUACGGGAUCGCAUCACGCUACAAGUACUUGAUGAUGAAAGCAAAGGACCCGAUAUUCAACGAUUUCAGGAGCAAAAGAAGAGAUUCAAUGGUUUCAAAAUAGCUUCGCAUAACCCCAACUCGUGGCAAAUUGAUCUUGCGUUUUGGAAGAAACGGCCAAUUUUGACUGCUAUCAACAUCAACUCAAGGCUGGGUGAUAAUGGUAGUGAGUUCAUGAACUUACAGGCCCAAGAGCUCUUCAAACCCAAGACAAUUGAGCACUACAACAAUGAGCCAGGUGAUCAUGGAACUAUGGGAAGAAUUGAACGAUUCAACAGAACGCUGAAACAGAGACUAACUAAAAUGUCCCCCAAGAGAAUUACGCAAAAGCUUAUCACUGAUGUUAUUGAAAACUACAAUACCACGUUUCACCGUUCGAUUGGUAUGACUCCAAAUGAGGCAAAAGGCAAAGUAAUGAAUGCAGAUCUGAGUCAUAAUCAGGUGGAAGCCGAUAGAAUUGAGAAGGAGUUUGACGUCGGAUCAAGCGUAUUGUACCGUCUCAAAAAGCAGACGUUUGAUAAAGAAGCUGCUCGAUGGAGCAAAGCAGCGCCAAACGAUCUUAAAAUGGUCAACACAGAGACUACAGAUGCUGUUAUUAAUCGUGGCGAUAUUCUUGAAGCUGAGAAGAUCUUGGAUCAUAAGACGACACGGUCUGGGAAGUACAAAUAUCUGAUCAAAUGGCUUGGUAAUGAGCCUGAUUCCUGGGAACCUCAAGAUAAUCUCCAAUUGAUAAAUAAGAAUCGGAAGUCGAUGCUAGAAAAAGAGUACUGGGCAAAAAAAACACACAAAUGA